Molecule: messenger RNA, 372 nt
Organism: Punctularia strigosozonata HHB-11173 SS5
Lineage: Eukaryota; Fungi; Basidiomycota; Agaricomycetes; Corticiales; Punctulariaceae
Product: peptidase C14
Exons: 5
Coding region: 1-372 (123 amino acids)
Biological process (GO): proteolysis
Molecular function (GO): cysteine-type endopeptidase activity
Source: RefSeq, a predicted model, not a curated record
AUGUAUGUGAAUAUAGGCCAUUUCGGGUUCCAGGAUCACAGCGUGCGACUACUCACAGACGAUCGGUUAUCCAACAACCUGCCAACGAAGGACAAUAUUAUCCAUUCGAUGUACUGGCUCGCGCAAGACGCGAGGCCAGGAGAUUCCUUAUUUUUUCAUUUCUCCGGGCACGGGAAACAAAUACCUGACUUGGAUGGAGAUGAAACAGACGGUUAUGACGAAGCGAUCGUGCCUUUGGACUACGGACAAACAGGAUACAUCACAGACGAUGAAAUGUUUGAUUCCAUGAUUCGCCACCUUCCCCAAGGAUGUCGAUUUACCGCGGUCUUUGAUGUAGGUGCUCCUCGCCAUGGACGCCGGCGAGUGAGCUGA